Alnus glutinosa is the source of this 1356-nucleotide messenger RNA. RefSeq names its product protein-S-isoprenylcysteine O-methyltransferase B. Gene Ontology annotation, cellular component: endoplasmic reticulum; membrane. Bases 360 to 953 code for a protein of 197 amino acids. The transcript has 2 exons. Gene Ontology annotation, molecular function: protein C-terminal S-isoprenylcysteine carboxyl O-methyltransferase activity. Gene Ontology annotation, biological process: C-terminal protein methylation. The record is from RefSeq and is a predicted model, not a curated record. Lineage: Eukaryota; Viridiplantae; Streptophyta; Magnoliopsida; Fagales; Betulaceae.
UUUUCCUUUAGGGUAUUUUAUUUUUCUCUCACAUACUUUAUUUUACUUUUCUUAAAUUUCCUCGUCCCCCUUUCGAAGGUUGCCGUCAAAAGUCUAUAGCUUUCUUCAGCUCGCCCGACCCAAGUUUUACUGGAAAGAGCAAACUAUCAAUAAUCAGGAAAUGUCAUUCUUGAAGCAUCUUUUGGGUGAUUUGGAGAUUCAAUUUUCAGUAUCAAUGUUUUAUCGCUCUGCAUCAUUUUCAGGUCUGAAGAAAAUCCCAGCAAGUUUCUUCAUCCUAGUCCGUCACUGAGAUAGCUAAAGGCUGUAGGUCUCACUACAUUGCAUCUGAGACAGAAAUUAAUUCCUUUUAUUUGCCAAAAAUGACAGAAAUCUUCAGUUACACAGCUUACAGGCAGUUAUCUCAGAUGUUCCUUGCAAUAAUCUUCUUUCACGGUUCUGAAUACAUUUUAGCACUUGCCACGCAUGGGAGCUCAAAUGUUACUCUUAAGUCUCUUCUGAUCAGUACAAACUAUCUUUUUGCAAUGAUCUUUUCAUUGGUGGAGUACUUCAUUGAAAUUGCUUUUUUUCCUGGGUUGAAGGAGCUCUGGUGGGUAAGCAACUUGGGCCUAGGAAUGGUUAUAAUCGGUGAAAUUAUAAGGAAAACAGCAAUAAUUACAGCUGGUCAGGCCUUCACACAUCUUAUCAGGAUUUCUCGUGCGGAGGAUCACAAACUGAUUACUCAUGGAAUUUAUGGAUUUGUAAGACAUCCUGGAUACUGUGGUUUCUUCAUCUGGUCAGUUGGUACUCAGAUAAUGCUCUGUAAUCCCGUGUCAACAAUUGCAUUUGUGGUUGUUGUUUGGCGCUUCUUUGCGCAACGGAUUCCAUAUGAAGAGCAUUUCUUGAGGCAAUUUUUUGGGUUGCAGUAUGUGGAAUAUGGCAGACGAGUUCCUUCUGGGGUGCCAUUUGUAAGCUGAUGAUCUAUGGAUUCUGUGAGCAGGGUUGCAUUUACAUUGCCGCCCUUGUGUUUAUUAAGAAGGUCUAAUUGUCGUUUUCUUGAAGGUACUGGGAAUUUCUCUGAAGCUGAACUGAUCAAUGGCUUGAAGGAGUGACCAAGUUAUGCUUGCUGGAAUUCUGAAGAUGGGUUCUUCUUAUGGUUCAUGUUUGGGAGAAAUUAUCCAACUGCAGCUGCAGUAUUGUGUUGGUGGAAGCUCAAAUGAAUCCACAGGGCUUUUGUAAGUAGGCAGAAGGCUUAGGGGAGUCAGGAUUUAGGACAAUUAAUUUUUAUCCUUUUCUGCAGUUAUUUUAAUUCACCUUAAAUCGAACAUGCCUAUCGCAAGCUGGCACUCACUAUAUAUUAAAGUUAGAACCUAGUUAUAA